Megalops cyprinoides (Indo-Pacific tarpon) is the source of this 5209-nucleotide messenger RNA. RefSeq names its product lysine-specific demethylase 2B (gene kdm2bb). The record is from RefSeq and is a predicted model, not a curated record. Bases 314 to 4201 code for a protein of 1295 amino acids. Lineage: Eukaryota; Metazoa; Chordata; Actinopteri; Elopiformes; Megalopidae. Gene Ontology annotation, molecular function: protein binding; histone demethylase activity; transcription coregulator activity. The transcript is spliced from 21 exons. Gene Ontology annotation, biological process: protein demethylation; regulation of transcription by RNA polymerase II.
ACCAAGGCAGAAGAAAAAAGAAUAACGCUUAACGUUAUUUUAAGAUUGUUUUAUUGGAUCAAUCGUCUGAAUAGGUUUCUUCUCGUUUUGAGGAAAGAGUAACGUGGAGAUGAAGGAUUAAACUUCUGCAUAAAGAUGACGCAUGACGUUUUCUAACAAUGUUUUGAUUCUCUCGGGCGUGACGUCAGCCAGUACUACACAAAAAUGGUUCCUACUUAGUUUUGAUUCGGAAAGCAAAGUGAUUUCUAACUUUAAAUGUGGCAUUUUCGGGAAAAUGAAGGGCUAAACGAGUAAACUGGCGACAGCUCCAAACAUGGAGGCGUGUGCUGAACCUGGACGCAGACUGCGCUCCAUCUGUAGGAGAAUGUACGACGAAAAUGAAGAUUUAUCCGACGUGGAGGAAAUUGCAAAUAUUAGAGGCUUUAACUUGGAAGAGAAGCUUGUAAGCGAAUCCUAUAAUACUAACUAUGUGAGGCAGAUGGAUGGAAAAGAUUUCACCUAUGAAUACGUGCAGAGAGAGGCGCUCCGUUGCCCCCUUAUUUUUAAAACCAAAGAUGGACUGGGAAUCAGAAUGCCAGAUCCGGAUUUUACUGUCAGUGAAAUUAAAGGAUUGGUUGGCAGCCGGCGAGCGGUGGAUGUCAUGGACGCCAGCACUCAGAAGGGUUCGGAGAUGAGCAUGGCACAGUUCGUCCGCUACUACGAGACCCCGGAGGAGGAGCGCGACAAACUCUUCAACGUUAUCAGCCUGGAGUUCAGCCACACCAAGCUGGAGAACCUCAUCAAGAGGCCCACGGUGGUGGAUUUGGUGGACUGGGUCGACAACGUGUGGCCACGUCACCUGAAGGAGAGCCAGACUGAAGCCACUAAUGUCAUCUCAGAGAUGAAAUACCCCAAAGUCCAGAAGUACUGUCUGAUGAGUGUGAAAGGCUGCUACACAGAUUUUCACAUUGACUUUGGGGGAACAUCUGUCUGGUACCACGUCCACAGGGGAAGGAAGGUGUUCUGGCUGGUGCCUCCCACCCCUCAUAACCUGUCAAUGUACGAAGACUGGGUCCUGUCGGGGAAGCAGAGCGAUGUCUUCCUGGGGGACCGAGCCGAUGGAUGCCAGAGAGUGGAGCUCAAGCAGGGCUACACAUUCUUCAUCCCCUCAGGCUGGAUCCAUGCUGUCUACACACCGGAGGACACGCUGGUGUUUGGAGGCAACAUCCUUCACAGCUUCAACAUCCCCAUGCAGCUCAACAUUUAUGAGAUCGAGAACCGAACAAAGGUUCGUGCCAAAUUUCGCUAUCCCUUCUACUAUGAGAUGUGCUGGUACGUGCUGGAGAGAUAUGUGCACUGCCUAACCAGACGCUCCCAUCUGAGUAAAGACUUCCGCAAGGAAUCCUUGGUAAAUGACACUGAGAGGAAGGUUAGCAGUGACAGCUCGCGCGCUGACAUGGAGGAUGACUCCAGUGAGACAGCGGCACAGGACGAGCGUGGAGAGAGGGCCCCCUGCCCUCUGAAACACGCCCAAUCCAACCUCAACGAUUCUGACGACAACUCCACCCCCGCUCCCGCCCCCUCUGUCCCUGCGGCCCCCCGGGACCCCCCCAGAACUCCCUCUGAGUCACCGGUGUCAGAGCCCGUGGGCAGGUGGAUCCACCUGACGCAGUUUGAGCUGAAGGGGCUCAAGGCCCUCGUGGAGAAGCUGGAGUCACUCCCCGAAAACAAGAAGAGUGUCCCGCAGGGCAUUGAAGACCCCCAGGCUUUGCUGGAGGACAUGAAGGUGGUUCUGAAAGAGCAUGCUGAUGAUGACCCCCAGCUGGCCGUCACUGGUGUCCCUGUGGUGUGCUGGCCCAAGAAGUCCGUCAAGCAGAGGCCCGCUAACCGGCCCAAGCCGAAGAUGGGGGGGUCGACAGCGCCCGUCAAGCUGUCGGCCGGCCGCGGCACAUCCGGUGCCCGGCGGCGGAGGACGCGCUGCCGGAAGUGCGAGGCCUGUCUGCGGACGGAGUGCGGUGACUGCCACUUCUGCAAGGACAUGAAGAAGUUCGGCGGCCCGGGACGCAUGAAGCAGUCCUGCAUCAUGAGGCAGUGCAUUGCGCCGGUUCUGCCCCACACGGCAGUGUGUGCGGUCUGUGGGGAGGCAGGAAAGGAGGACACAGUGGAGGAUGAGGAGGAAAAGUUCAACAUCAUGCUGAUGGAGUGCUCUAUCUGCAACGAAAUCCUGCACCCUGCCUGCCUGCAGGUAAAGGAUGCAGGAGGUGUGGUAAAUGAGGAGCUUCCAAACUGCUGGGAAUGUCCCAAGUGUAACCAUGCAGGGAAAACUGGGAAAGCCUACAAGCAAAAAAGAGGCCCCGGGUUUAAAUACGCAUCCAGCCUGCCGGGGUCACUGCUUAAGGAGCAACGCCUCAGCCGUGAGAUCAAGGAGGAGCCCGACACACCAGCCCCACCCAAGAGGAAGGUCGAGCGUGAGGACACCCCCAAACGGAGGCCAGAUGAGCCCCCCAAAAAGCGUCCGCCCGUCCUGACCCCCGAGGGACAGCCCAAACCGGACGACAACCCGCUCAGAAAAAAGAGGAAGCUCUUUGAGAAGGACUCGGAGCCGGGCACACAGAAAAAGAGGAAGUCUGACGAUCCACCCAUCCCCCUCCUGCUGCGGCAGAUCAAGACUGAAGAAGAAGAGGAAGAGGAGGAGGAGGAAGAGGAUAAGAGGGUGCUGGAGGAGAGGGUGGCAGAGCGAGAGCAGAAGCAAGAGGAGGAGGAGGAGGAGGAAGAGGAGGAGGAGGAAGAGGGAGAGGAGGAGGAAGAAGGGGAGGAAGAGGAAGGGGAGGGAGAGGAGGGUGGAGAGGACGUGAAGAAGGAGACUCCUAGUCUCCCGCCCAGGAUGCCUGCGGCUCGGGAAAGUGACCAGUCGCGUUCCAGCUCCCCGCGGGCGGGGCCCAGCGGCGAGGGCGGCAGCGAGUCGCAGGAAAAGGGGCGGAGCCGGGUGCGACGCAAACGCUGGCCGCCCAGCAAGGAGCUGAGCAAGGAGCUGAGCAAAGAGCUGAGCAAGGAACUGAGCAAAGAGCUGAACCAGGAGAUCCAGAAGACGGAGGACAGCCUGGCCAACGAAAACCGGCAGCCAAUAAAAUCCCAGCCCGACAGUGAGGGGGAGGAGCCCAAACAGGCGCUCAACAACGGCGGUGAGCGGGUCCACCUGCGGAGCCGGGAGAUGAACGGCACACCGCCAGGCCUGCGCCCGUGCCGCCAGCCCUCCCCGCUGGGCACCGCCCCCCUCUGCGGCCGGCCCCCGCCCUGCCGCUCCCCGCCCAAGUGCCUGCAGAUGGAACGUCACGUGAUCCGGCCCCCGCCCAUCAGCCCGCCGCCUGACCGGCUGCCUCUGGACGACGGCGAGGUGCAUGUCAUGCGCAGGGAGGUGUGGAUGGCCGUGUUCCGCCACCUGAGCCACCGUGAGCUGUGCGUCUGCAUGCGCGUCUGCAAGACCUGGAACAGAUGGUGUUGUGAUAAGAGGCUAUGGACCAGGAUCGAUCUGAAUCGCUGCAAGUCCAUCACUCCACUCAUGCUCAGUGGAAUCAUUCGCCGGCAGCCCGUCUCUCUGGACCUCAGUUGGACCAACAUCUCCAAGAAACAGCUGAGCUGGCUGAUCAACAGGCUGCCAGGUCUCAGGAUACUGCUUCUGGCUGGUUGCUCCUGGGUGGCGGUCUCUGCCCUCUGCACCUCUAGCUGCCCCCUGCUCCGCACCUUGGAUGUCCAGUGGGUGGAGGGGCUGAAGGACACCCAGAUGAGGGACCUGCUGUCCCCCCCGACUGACAACCGGCCAGGUCAGAUGGACAAUAGGAGCAAGCUGAGGAAUGUGGUGGAUUUGCGUCUGGCCGGGCUGGACAUCACAGACGCGUCACUGCGUCUGAUCAUCCGAUACAUGCCCCUGCUGUCGCGGCUGGACCUCAGCUACUGCAACCACAUCACCGACCAGUCCAUCAACAUUCUGACCGCCGUGGGCACCACCACCAGAGACUCCCUCACAGAGAUCAAUCUGUCAGUUUGCAAUCGAGUCACAGACCAAUCCCUGACUUUCUUCAAACGCUGUGGGAGCAUUUGCCACAUAGACCUGCGCUACUGCAAACAGGUGACCAAGGCAGGCUGCCAGCAGUUCAUCGCUGAGAUGUCUGUGAGCGUCCAGUUCGGACUUGUGGAAGAGAAACUGCUGCAGAAGCUCUGCUAGUUUAUGAGGGGACGUCAAAGACGGCACACACAGGAAUAAAACAGGUCCAUAUUUUUAAAGAGACGGAACCAGCAACGUGGUUUUCUUCUGAAGCCUAGUUGUUUUUACAUAAGGGAUACAUUUUGUUUUGUUUUUUUUUUUUUUGUCAUGAAAUUGAACAACAAGCAUUGAAUUAAAAAAGGCCGGCAGGUUAAAGGUGCCGAAAGCAAACCUCCACAGUGCGCCGGAGUGGCGGAGGACCGAGGCACGCAUCUGUCGGAAUGUUUCUGUCCUGCAGGCGUGUAAAAGCCAGAGCUGCUAGAGCCAGUGAGCCGUGUGACGCAGGCACACGCGAUAGAGGAGAGAAUUAUCACAGAACCAAGGAGAGAACCGUCCCAUGUACACAAAGACACAAAUUUCUCUUUGUGAUGUCCUUACAAACUAAAUUAUCUUAACAAAAGAACCACAUUGUGUUAAAAAAGAGAAAUGCCCAGAGUUGGUGCAUUAUUUUUACUUUGUUUAACAUGUAUGUUUUGUUACAAUGCAAAGCUCAUGCAUUCUGCAGAGAUAUUUUUGUAUCAGGCAGUGUUUCUGGCUCCUUCUGCAGUAUUGAAUGCACUAUGGUGUAAAGUUUUGACAAUAUUCAAUCUGCAUCACUGUUUUUCUCUGGGCUGCCCUGUAAUUCUAGCUUUGUCCCCAUGGAGGUGUGUAAUAUAUUAAUUUAUGCUGUGGUGUUUUUUCUGACGUGGGUAUUCCAACUUGUCAGUACAAAAGGUACUUUAUCAUUUUCAUAUGACAAUAUGUAUUAUUCACUCCAUUUGUUCAUAUGUUUCAUUUGUUCAUGUGUUUAUACCUGAGAAAUCUGGGAAAAAACAAUUUGCACUGUUUGACAUGAAUAAAUAUAGUUAUUUUUUUCCAAAUGUAUUAGAUAUUUAUAUGGGGAGCUUGGAGGGGAUAUGUUAAGCUUAUCCAGAGUCUGGUCCAUGUCUGAGCUCCGGAGGUCAUUGCUUUGCAUUCAAUGACCACAGA